Messenger RNA from Rhineura floridana, 3016 nucleotides. It is a transcript of the gene DOHH, whose product is annotated as deoxyhypusine hydroxylase. Gene Ontology annotation, biological process: peptidyl-hypusine biosynthetic process. The transcript has 6 exons. The record is from RefSeq and is a predicted model, not a curated record. Gene Ontology annotation, molecular function: deoxyhypusine monooxygenase activity. Bases 356 to 1261 code for a protein of 301 amino acids. NCBI's taxonomy places the organism in Eukaryota, Metazoa, Chordata, Lepidosauria, Squamata, Rhineuridae.
GUUGUAACUUGGCGGUCUAUCGUCACGACCGGCCUCAUGAAGUUGAGAAGCAACCCAAUUGUCUCCGUGCCCAUCAAUGCGCAUGCGCCCGCAGCCACCCGUUCCGUCAGCCUUUCCCCCACGGAUUCUCCCAUUUGAAGCGCGAGAAGAAGACUCAUACAGGGAAGAGAAGAAGGGAGCCUUAUGAUCACAAACACCCACAUCUUUCUCGUUGAGUUUGGUUCCGUCCGACUGACCGCCUAGGGGCAACUAGAAAAGAGUGCGCACGCGCAGUGGUUACCGGUGAGUGCGCAGGCGUAGAGUCAUACGGAACGCGUGGGGCUUAGGUUUUUACAGUAGGUUCCACCUGGGCAUCAUGGUGACGGAGAAGGAAGUUGAGCUGAUCGGCCGGACGCUGGUGGAUGCGCAGAGGCCCCUGAAAGCCCGUUUCCGGGCACUCUUCACCCUCCGGAAUCUGGGGGGCCCAGUGGCGGUUGAAUGGAUCAGCCGAGCCUUUGCGGAUGACUCUGCCCUGCUCAAACAUGAACUGGCCUAUUGCCUGGGGCAGAUGCGAGACGAGAGAGCCAUCCCCGUCCUCGCCGACGUGCUCCGGGAUGCUCGUGAGGAGCCCAUGGUCCGCCAUGAAGCAGGUGAGGCGCUGGGAGCGAUCGGAAACCCCAAAGUGCUGGAUAUCCUGAAACAGUAUUCUGAAGACCCUGUCAUUGAGGUGGCGGAGACCUGUCAACUGGCCGUGAAGAGGCUGGAGUGGCUCCAGGAGCACAGGGUGGAACCUGCCGCCAGCCCUUACUCCUCCGUGGACCCGGCACCCCCGGCCGAGGAGGGAGAUGUGGAGUUGUUGCGGCAGGCGCUGCUGGACGAGUCGCGGCCGCUCUUUGAGCGCUACCGGGCGAUGUUUGCGCUGCGGAACAUUGGCGGGGAAUCUGCCGUCUUAGCCCUUGCUGACGGAUUGUGCUGUGGCAGUGACCUCUUCCGUCAUGAGGUUGCCUAUGUCCUGGGCCAGAUGCAGCACGAGUCUGCCAUCCCGCAGCUGACGGUGUCGCUGGAGAGUGCCACGGAGAGCCCCAUGGUGCGCCAUGAGUGUGCCGAGGCCCUGGGCUCCAUCGCCAAGGCCGCCUGCCUGGCCACCUUGCAAGUCUAUGCCCAGGACAAGGAGCGCGUGGUGCGGGAGAGCUGCGAGGUAGCCUUGGAUAUGUACGAUUAUGAAAACGGCGCCGACUUCCAGUACGCCGAUGGGGUGAGCAAGCUGAAGGCCUCGGACUGAAGGAGGGGGCGUCUCUCCUGCGCCCUGCCCCACGCCUCCUCUGCUGGGGCUGCCCAUGGCUUCAGCGUGAUUCAGCGCUCUGCAGUCUGAAUAAUAGCGCCCGAAGCAGAUGGAAAGGGGUGGGACUGUGCCUAUUGCUAAGUUAUUUCUCUCUCUGCUUGGUGGAGGGGUGGGGUGAGGCAGUGUUUACAUCGUAGUUCAAUAGCAUAUUCUGUUCUGGAAAUGGUACACUUUUGCAAAAAAUAAAUAGUCAUCUUCAUCAGUGCUGGUGGAGCCUUCCUCAUGCCAACAUUAGCAUGUAGUGGGCGCUGGGGCAAUUUUGCCAUCUUUCUGUACUCGGGAAGAUCUACCACCAUCACCCAUUUUUAAAGCGAGUCCUACACAACUUGGGAACCUCCAAGCUGAAUGGUUGCAAACACCCUUUCCCCGCCCUUGGUUGGCAGCUUGGCCUAUUCUUCCCCUCUCAUAAUUUGCCCUCAUAACUUGAUGCUUAUUUCUAUUUAUAAGAGUAGCAUUAUAAGAGUAUUAUAAGAGUAGCAACUAAAAACUUUGAAUGUCAGUGCCUUAAACAUCAGGUAAUGAAAGCAAAUUAAGGGGCUGAUGUUCUAAGUUUCUAGUCCCUAUUAUCCUGGAAAUAAACAUUAGCUUAUGAAGGCAAAUUAUUUCACGCUGGUCUUGUAAUUUGCCUUUGUACCCUGAUGUUUAUUUCCAACACAAUAGGGACUGGAAACUUAAAUCAUUACUUACUUUGGGGGCACGAACAGAAAACAGGCAUCCCCAGGCAGGCAGUACAGGAGGUUGUUAUCAAACUUCAGCUUAGCCGGCUGAAGCUUGUGCAAGGCUGUGCCAGGACUGUCUGAGGCAAAAAGGGAGAUCUUUCUUUCUGUUGUGCAGAGUCAUGGAAAGCGGCCACAGAAAGGGACAGGGAGCAAAGAGCUCCAUUUUUGUUCUUUAACCAUGUUGCCCCUUUGACAUAAACCGUUGUUUAUGGCUGGGGGAAAGACACAGGGCUGCCAUUCAGAGGCAGCUGCCUCCUGGAGCAUUGUGACUGCCCGCCUGCUCAAACCACGGUAUUGACUGACAAAGCGUUCGUUUGUUUGCUUAAUUUAUAGACCGCUUCGUGUUUCAACAGAAACCUCCAAGCGGUUUACAAAUCCCAAUGAAAAGGGAAUAAUGCAAGAAUCAAGAUAAGAAAUAGAAUACAAAUCCCACUUUCAAAACCAAACAAUGCUGGUACUGAGUGUCCUGAGCAAAGGCCUCCCAUCGGAAUACUUUUCCCGCACUGCAGGGUCCAGCAUUGGGAGUGUUUAAAACUGGCGGCGCGUGGGCCCCUUGCUCUUCCCGUUUCCGCGUUGGUGUGGUUGAACUCCAGCUCUCUCCAUCCUGAGCCUUGACCACACUGGCUGCAGAUGAUGGGAGUUGGAGUCCACCAACAUUCGGAGAGCCAGCUUCCCCAGUCCUGAUCUAAGAAGAGGCAUUCUUCCAUCUCGGCUUCUGAGAUCAGGAAUGGGGAACAUCUGUGGCCCUUCAGAAGUUGCUGGGACUUCACCUAUCAUUGUCUCUAACCAUUGGCCCUGCUGGGAGUCCAACAGCAGCUGGAGAACCGCAGCUGGAGAGCCACAGCUUCCCCAUCCCUCUGGUUUCAAUACUGAGGGCAGUUCUUAUUGGCAAGAAGAGAACUGUAAACAUUUUAUUUUUAAAAAAUUAAUUCUGGCGAAGAUGGUGCAGGUCAAUAAAACAUGGCCACUAAACAAA